AUGAAACCGCUGCUUGUGAAAAAGUUCAUCAACAACAGGUUUGAGCUGAUUCGCCCUAUAAGUGGCGGCAGCGAAGGCAGUGUAUACAUAGCCAGAGACCACCACACAGGAAAAGAACUAGCCAUAAAGCUCUAUCAUGAGCCAUCGGGCCAUAAAUCGUAUCAUCGUGAGGUCAAUGGGUACCGCUACCUAGCCGGACUCAUGGGUGUCCCGAAGUUCUACUGGGCAGGACAAGAUCAACGAUACCAUGCCACGGCCAUUGAACUCCUGGGGCCCAGCCUGGCCCAUCUGUGGCGGGACUGUGGGCGCAGAUUCUCCCUGAAGACUGUACUAUUGCUGGCAGAUCAGUUGAUAUGUCGGUUUCAGGAGCUCCAUUCGAGAAACUGUGUCCACCGAGAUAUUAAGCCAGAGAACCUUCUUAUAGGAGUUGGGAGGAAGGCGAAUAGGGUCUAUGUGGCUGAUUUGGGUUUUGUCAAGAGGUAUAGUGCACUGAGUGACCGUCAAAUUUUGAAGCGGGAGCGUCAUGAUAGGCGUGAAUGCGAGAAGAAUCCUGGGAUUGGCGUGGGCUUGCAGGGGACAGAGGUAUAUGCUGCUUGGCGGGCGCAUUAUGCGAAGCCACAAUCACCCCGCGAUGAUAUGGAAAGCCUAGGAUACGUGCUUGUUCGCUUCCUCAAAGGCCACCUUCCGUGGGAGAGACUUUGGGCAUCAGCCUGUACAGACUUGGAGAGACAGAUAGCCGUGGCUGAGAUGAAGCGCAAUAUACGUACCGAAACGCUUUGCAAAGGCCUGCCAUCAGCGUUCAAUUUAUACUUCCUGCAUAUCUUGUUGAAGGCGACACCUGACUACACCUAUUUGCGUGAGAUCUUCCUGAGACUGUUUCGGCGUGAAGGGUUCAAAGACGACCAGAUAUAUGACUGGACGUUCAAACAAGAGGCGGAGCUUCUGCGGCAGCAUUGUAAUAACAGGCUUAAGGAACAGGUGAAAAAGUUUCUAUAG
This is a messenger RNA of Aspergillus oryzae RIB40, 996 nucleotides long. RefSeq lists its product as uncharacterized. Bases 1 to 996 code for a protein of 331 amino acids. The record is from RefSeq and is a predicted model, not a curated record. Gene Ontology annotation, biological process: signal transduction; peptidyl-serine phosphorylation. Gene Ontology annotation, molecular function: protein serine/threonine kinase activity; ATP binding. Lineage: Eukaryota; Fungi; Ascomycota; Eurotiomycetes; Eurotiales; Aspergillaceae. The transcript has 4 exons. Gene Ontology annotation, cellular component: cytoplasm; nucleus.